AUGGAGAACGAUAAAGGAGAACUCGUCGACCUCUACGUCCCCCGCAAAUGCAGCGCAACCAACAGAAUCAUCAAGGCCAAGGACCACGCUUCCGUUCAGAUCUCAGUCGGCAAGGUUGACGAGAACGGCCGAUUCACCGGAGAGAGCCAAGUCUACGCACUUUGUGGUUUCGUACGAGCAAUGGGCGAGAGCGACGAUUCAUUGAACCGAUUGGCACAACGCGAUGGUCUUCUGAAGAAUGUCUGGAGCGGCAGCAGCCAGCGAUAA
Molecule: messenger RNA, 267 nt
Organism: Mollisia scopiformis
Lineage: Eukaryota; Fungi; Ascomycota; Leotiomycetes; Helotiales; Mollisiaceae
Product: 40S ribosomal protein S21
Exons: 2
Coding region: 1-267 (88 amino acids)
Biological process (GO): endonucleolytic cleavage in ITS1 to separate SSU-rRNA from 5.8S rRNA and LSU-rRNA from tricistronic rRNA transcript (SSU-rRNA, 5.8S rRNA, LSU-rRNA); endonucleolytic cleavage to generate mature 3'-end of SSU-rRNA from (SSU-rRNA, 5.8S rRNA, LSU-rRNA); translation
Cellular component (GO): cytosolic small ribosomal subunit; ribosome
Molecular function (GO): structural constituent of ribosome
Source: RefSeq, a predicted model, not a curated record